Messenger RNA from Hirsutella rhossiliensis, 1149 nucleotides. RefSeq names its product triose-phosphate transporter family domain-containing protein. The transcript is spliced from 5 exons. The record is from RefSeq and is a predicted model, not a curated record. Lineage: Eukaryota; Fungi; Ascomycota; Sordariomycetes; Hypocreales; Ophiocordycipitaceae. Bases 1 to 1149 code for a protein of 382 amino acids. Gene Ontology annotation, molecular function: antiporter activity. Gene Ontology annotation, cellular component: Golgi apparatus; endosome; trans-Golgi network.
AUGUCUGCAGAGGAAAAGAUUCGCAUCUCGGGCGACGUCUCCCGCCCGGAUGCCUCACCCGUUCUGCCGACCGUCAACCCUCAACUGGAGAAGCCUCAGCCGACCAAGGCUGCUCUGCACCCGGCUCUCUACGUCCUGACCUGGAUCGGCUUCAGCUCGUCCGUCAUCCUGUUCAACAAAUGGCUUCUCGACACCCUAAACUUUCGCUACCCCGUCAUCCUCACCACAUACCACUUGUCUUUCGCGACCAUUGUCACUCAGGUCAUGGCGCGAUGGACGACGCUGCUUGAUGGCCGGAAAACCGUCAAGAUGACGGGCCGCGUCUACCUACGAGCCGUAGUCCCCAUCGGCGUCUUUUUCAGCCUGAGCCUGAUUUGCGGCAACCUGACCUAUCUAUACCUGUCCGUUGCCUUCAUCCAGAUGCUCAAGGCCACCACCCCCGUUGCCGUCCUCAUCUCGGGCUGGACUCUGGGGGUUUCGCAGCCCAACUUGAAGCAGUUCCUCAACGUCUCGGCCAUUAUCGGAGGCAUCAUCUUCGAGGCCCUUCGCCUCACCAUGGUCCAGCGUCUCCUGAGCUCGGCCGACUUCAAGAUGGACCCCCUCGUCUCUCUCUACUACUUUGCUCCCAUUUGCGCCGUCAUGAACGGAGUCGUCGCCCUGAUUUGGGAGAUCCCCAGAGUCUCGAUGGCCGAUGUCUACAACGUCGGCCUCUUCACUUUCUUCCUCAACGGCCUCUGCGCCUUUAUGCUCAACGUUUCCGUCGUCUUCCUGAUUGGAAAGACCUCUGCAGUUGUGCUCACCUUGUGCGGCGUCCUCAAGGAUAUUAUGCUUGUCAUUGCCUCCAUGAUGAUCUGGGGCACCCAAGUCACGCCUCUCCAGUUCUUCGGCUACUCGAUUGCUCUGGGCGGCAUGGUCUACUACAAGCUUGGCUUCGAGCAGCUCAAGGGAUACGUUGGCGAGGCGAACCGCCAGUGGGCUGAGUUUGGUGCGCGGAAGCCGGUGCUUCGCAAGAUUGCCGUGAUUACCAUGUCGGCCUUUGUUCUCUUCACCUUCUUUGGAGCGCUCGCACCCACCUAUGCGCCAAACUACGACCCCACCAAGCUCACCAACGAGGUGACCAGCCGCUUUGGCAAGGUUGACGCCCAAUGA